CCUCCGUCGCUGCUGGCGUCAGCCGAGGGAGUCCGCGCCGCCAUAUUGGAGGAGACGCCGCCGAAGUCGCCCCCGCCGCCUCCGCUUUGAGUGCCGCAACAGGCGGAACCGGCCCGCCCAUUCCGUCCCUGGCCUGCCGGAGACGGCCGGGCCUGCGCCCUGCCUGCGGGAGCGGAGGGAGAAGGCCGCGGCCUCCCGGGGCUCCUGCCGCUUUCCUCCCGCCGAGCGGGGCCCUCCGGGGUCGCAGGCUCCGUUCUCUUGCCGCCGCCGCCGCCGCCGCGUCAUGACUUCGCUGACCCAGCGCAGCUCGGGCCUGGUGCAACGCCGCACGGAGGCUUCGCGCAGCGCGGCCGACAAAGACCGGGGGGCCGGCGGCGGCAGCGGCGGGGGAGGCGGCGGCGGUGGGCCGGAGGAGGAAGGCCGGCGAGACGAGCAGGGGGAAGAGGAGAAGGGGGACUCCAAGGAAACGCGGCUCACGCUCAUGGAGGAGGUGUUGCUGCUGGGCCUCAAGGACCGGGAGGGUUAUACAUCAUUUUGGAACGAUUGCAUUUCAUCUGGGCUCCGUGGUUGCAUGUUAAUUGAAUUGGCACUGAGGGGGCGUCUUCAGCUUGAAGCAUUUGGAAUGAGACGUAAAAGUUUGCUAACUAGAAAGGUGAUCUGCAAAUCAGAUGCUCCUACAGGAGAUGUUCUACUUGACGAAGCUUUGAAGCACAUUAAAGAAACUCAGCCUCCAGAAACAGUGCAGAACUGGAUAGAACUGCUUAGUGGUGAGACAUGGAAUCCAUUAAAAUUGCAUUACCAGUUGAGAAACGUCCGCGAACGAUUAGCCAAAAACCUAGUUGAAAAGGGGGUUUUGACUACGGAGAAACAGAACUUUCUCCUCUUUGACAUGACCACGCACCCCCUCACCAACAACAACAUUAAGCAGCGCCUCAUCAAGAAAGUUCAAGAAGCUGUGCUUGACCGAUGGGUGAAUGACCCCCACCGCAUGGACAAGCGCUUGCUGGCUCUCAUUUACUUAGCCCACGCGUCGGACGUCCUGGAGAACGCUUUUGCCCCCCUUCUGGAUGAGCAGUAUGACCUUGCCACAAAAAGAGUGCGGCAGCUCCUGGAUUUAGACCCUGAAGUCGAAUGUAUGAAGGCCAACACAAACGAGGUCCUGUGGGCUGUUGUAGCAGCCUUCACGAAAUAAGUACAAUCAACUGCUCAAACACUUCCCCCCCCCACUUUCAUUUCAUGUAAAUCGGUUAAUCUCUCGAUGAGUCAUAUUUUCUGUCAUCUGUACCUCCCCUUUUGUGAUGAAAAUCGGCUCCUGUUCAUAAGAAUGGUAGGUAAUGUGUUCUGGGUCCCCAUACACUUGCCCCCCGGCUGC
Messenger RNA from Ahaetulla prasina, 1372 nucleotides. It is a transcript of the gene GOLPH3, whose product is annotated as golgi phosphoprotein 3. Gene Ontology annotation, molecular function: phosphatidylinositol-4-phosphate binding. The record is from RefSeq and is a predicted model, not a curated record. NCBI's taxonomy places the organism in Eukaryota, Metazoa, Chordata, Lepidosauria, Squamata, Colubridae. The coding region runs from base 284 to 1192 and encodes 302 amino acids. Gene Ontology annotation, biological process: Golgi organization; Golgi vesicle budding; Golgi to plasma membrane protein transport. The transcript is spliced from 4 exons. Gene Ontology annotation, cellular component: trans-Golgi network; cytosol; Golgi cisterna.